AGGACCUUAUCAUGUCCAGCAGGGAAGCCCAUAUCUCAACGCCUCAGCACGACGUCAGCGGGCCCUUUCUCGCCCCAAACUCCGGCGACGAUCCACACCACGAGCUAGGGUUCUACAGAGAGGCGAUGGCGUUGACUAACUUAAUCCUGACGGUGGUGGGCGUGGGCGCGGCGGUGAUGCUGCUGCGGAAGGACGUGAAGCAGUCGUCCGCCGUCUUCCGCCGCAACAUUCGCCACAUCAAGACCUGGCUCGAGGAGGAGUCCGCCGCCACCACAUCUGCUGAGCGAUCGGUACCAAAGGAGCUGGAGUCCCAGGCUGCCAAGAAGGAUUCCACACCCAAAGUGGACAAGGAUUAGAUGAUUUUACACUGUUUCUAUUCGACGCUACUGCGGGUUUAGAUUCACAAGAAGUACUUGUAAAUAGAAGAUGUUUGGUAGGAUCUUCACUCUAAAGAAUAUUGGAAUCAAAUAAUUUGGGCAUGUAUGGAUAGCUGCAUGUGGGUUCUAUAUGUCUUCAGGUUGGUCUGAAGAUUUGAGUGCAUUUUUAUAUUUCUGUCUGGUAAGAUAUUUUACUGAAACUCUGCGGUUGAGAUCAAUCAUAAUGCGAUCAUUCUUUAA
This is a messenger RNA of Triticum urartu, 617 nucleotides long. RefSeq lists its product as uncharacterized. Lineage: Eukaryota; Viridiplantae; Streptophyta; Magnoliopsida; Poales; Poaceae. The record is from RefSeq and is a predicted model, not a curated record.